Messenger RNA from Rosa chinensis, 1057 nucleotides. RefSeq lists its product as uncharacterized. Gene Ontology annotation, molecular function: calcium ion binding. Bases 117 to 785 code for a protein of 222 amino acids. Lineage: Eukaryota; Viridiplantae; Streptophyta; Magnoliopsida; Rosales; Rosaceae. The transcript is spliced from 3 exons. The record is from RefSeq and is a predicted model, not a curated record.
UCACCGCUGCGUAUUUAUCCCCGAUAGAAGGCUUCUAUCUUCAUAUCAGUACAGAAGCUAAGCCUACAACUCACAUAAUCGAGAGCUAGAGAUACAGAGAAAGGGAGAUCAUAAACAUGGAAGAAAUACGUAAGGCUGCUUUAGCUUACUACAAUAACUUGCCAAAGGAUCUACAGAAGCUGGCAUCUGCAAAAUUCAAAGAAAUUGAUUCAAGUGGUGAUGGCACAAUAAGCAUCGAGGAAUUCAAGAAGAGUAUGGGAAGCUCUUUCCACAACAACUCUGUGAUCAUGGAGAGAAGCUUCAAGGAGCUGGACAACAACGGAGACCGCAAGUUGGAUUUCAACGAGUACAUCACUCUUUACUAUCUUGUAGAGAGCGGUAGGGUGCUGAUUUAUUGUGCGGGCAAUGGAUGUAAGGCCGCACCUUUUCUCAAGGGACUCUAUUUCACUUGCGUCGACUGCUUCCACCAUAACAAAAAUGGAACUUUCGAUCUCUGCACCUCUUGCUACCACAAUGCAGACUUUGUUCAUGAACACACAAACUUUGUGGAUAACCAUGUGUUACUUCGUUCCAAGGCUGCUUGUUGUGAAUCCACAUCUGAGCCAUGCUCUCCUGGGUCUGAUUCUGAGUCCAAUCAAGUCAGUCGAACUGGAUCAAAGGGAGUGCCAGUUAAUCGAUCUGGAUCAAAGAGGAGGGCACUACUUGGAGCAAUCAAAUCUGGAGCGAGUGUUACACGUGCAGUAGGAAAUAUGGCUUCUGAUGUUGCUUCUUGCAGCAUCAUGUGAUUGAUCUACAACUAUUUGUGACAGUUUCAUCGUAUUUCAAUACGUACGCAUGAUGCAUCUUGGUUUGAAUUAAAGCGUGGAGAGAAUAAGGAUCGUUGUUAAUCCAUGUUGGUAAUGAGAUUUAUUUUUAGGGUGUUAUUAUCAUUUUAUCUUUGCUAGGGUUUUAAUACAUAAAGCCUUUGUAUUACAAUAACCUAUCUUGCUAUGAGUGCGUCCCACUACAAAGCUUUUAUCUAGAGGACUAAUAAACUAUUACUACCUGGUGUUCCAAA